This is a messenger RNA of Fusarium falciforme, 855 nucleotides long. RefSeq lists its product as hypothetical. NCBI's taxonomy places the organism in Eukaryota, Fungi, Ascomycota, Sordariomycetes, Hypocreales, Nectriaceae. The record is from RefSeq and is a predicted model, not a curated record. The coding region runs from base 1 to 855 and encodes 284 amino acids. The transcript has a single exon.
AUGGCCUCCCAAUCGAAACCAGCGAAGGAGAAGCCUCUCUCGUUCAUGGAGAGCCUAUCCUCCGAGGUUCUCCUCUACCGCCCCCCGUCUUCCGAUGUAGAGGGCACCGCUGCGCCGAAGAUGAUUAUUAUCGCAACUUGGGUUAAUGCACUGGACGCUCACAUCGCCAAAUACGUCAACAGAUACAAGUCGCUGUGCCCAUCCUCCCAGAUCCUCCUGGUGAAAAGCACAAGCAGUAUUUUCUUCAAUCCUCCGCUGAUUGACAAGGCCGUCCAGCCCAUGGUUCCCAUCAUCAGAGCCUGCUUUCCUAGAGAUGCGUCCUCGGCCUCUUCCAAACCAGGCAUCCUGAUUCACAUCCUCUCAAACGGCGGCUCAUCCAGCAUUUCAGCCUUGCGCAAUGCAUACGCUUCGUCGGUGCGAGACAGCGAGGAUCCCUAUCUCCCGGAGCACGUCACCGUCUUCGAUUCGAGCCCCAGCAAUAUCACCUUCAGCGGAACGGUUUCCUUCUUCCGAGUCGGCCUCAACGGCGUGCAGCGUCUCCUAGCGAUGCCAUUCAUCUACCUGUAUAGCUUCUAUUGGGCAGCCUCGAUUGCGAUCGGAUUCAACAGGGAUUGGCUGGCAUUUUGGGGCAAGACGCACAAUGAAGCUGGGGGGGAAGUUCGCCGGACGUACAUCUACAGUGAGACUGAUAAUUUGGUUGACUACAACGCUGUCGAGGCGCAUGCAGAUGAGGCUGCGAAGAGGGGCUUCCAGGUGAAAAGAGAGAAGUUUGAUGGAUCAGCCCAUGUGUCACAUUCAAGAAAGGAUGAGGCCAGAUAUUGGGAGGCUGUGCAGAAGACCUGGGAGGGUUACUGA